Apis dorsata (giant honeybee) is the source of this 749-nucleotide messenger RNA. RefSeq lists its product as uncharacterized. The record is from RefSeq and is a predicted model, not a curated record. Lineage: Eukaryota; Metazoa; Arthropoda; Insecta; Hymenoptera; Apidae. The transcript is spliced from 2 exons. The coding region runs from base 360 to 734 and encodes 124 amino acids.
CUUUUUCUUUUUUUAUUAAUAAAUCCAUAAUAAUAUUUUAUGAUAUUCAUUAAAAAAAAGAAUCCAUUUCAAAAGAGUCAACAACAAUAUCUAGCACUUAUUUCGACUCCUGAUUUUCAUUGAGGGAAAUCGAAAUCCGUUUGAAAAACCCGUACCAACCCAAGAAUCAAAGGACUCGUAACUGGUCCUCCGAUCGUGACCGGAAGAAACGAGCUGUGGAAAAGAAGCAUGAAGGAAGCAUACAUCAAAAAGUAUAUUCCCCUCGACACAACUUUUCACCGUUCUUUGUACCGUUCUUUUCGCGCCCAACCCAAUAGAGAGGGAGGGGGGAUACUUAUUGGUGUACCAGAGAGUCAAGGAUGUGCGUCAGAGGGUGGACAGCAGCACCAUGUUACGACGAAAGGGCGGAAAGGCGGGGGCGAUGGAACGGAGCGAGAAUCUGGUAUAACGUGGCCACCUCCUUUAUCAAAGAGGUCUUGGCAGUUUGCCACGUCGCACCGCAUAAUGAAGCAGCACGUUGGGCUUUGGUUAUAGCGGCGCCGUGGCUUGUGUUUUGCCUUCCGUGGAAUGGUUUAUUGUGUCGCGGGGACCUAAACCCACCCCAACCAGACUAUUCCUCCUCGAGACUGCUCCACGUCCACGAUACACUCGCACUGGCAUUCGUUGGCCGUUGCUUACCAGCCACGUCGAACAAAGGAGGCACGUGUAAACGAUCAAAGAUAAGGAAACAUUGAUUUAUACGAAUCAAU